This is a messenger RNA of Rotaria socialis, 1173 nucleotides long. The record is from the annotation of a GenBank genome assembly. Lineage: Eukaryota; Metazoa; Rotifera; Eurotatoria; Philodinida; Philodinidae.
AUGCCAAUAAGCUCAACGAACGACUAUGCAAUUCCACUUGAAAAUCGACCACCUAUCAUGGCAACGUUUAUAUCAUUGUAUGCAUUAAUUUUUUUCUUUGGUAUAACUGGAAAUGCUCUUGUCAUUUUUGUUGUAUGUCGGAAUAAAGCAAUGCAAACUGUUACGAAUGUGUUUAUAACGAAUUUAGCACUUUCAGAUAUUCUUAUGUGCUGUUUAGCUGUUCCAUUUACACCAAUAUCAGCCUAUGGACACACAUGGCAUCUGGGAAGAAUACUAUGCCAUCUAGUGCCGAUGUCUUUAGGAAUAUCAGUUUAUGUAUCAACAUUAACUUCUUUAGCAAUAGCUGUUGACCGUUACUUUGUUAUAGUACAUCCAUUUCGUUCUCGAAUGCGUUUAGGUGUCUGUAUAUUAUUAAUUGUUGUUAUAUGGAUUGUUGGCAUUUCCAUAUCGUUACCUUUAGCUAUCUAUAUGCGAUUCGAUCGUACAAAAUGUGAAGAGUAUUGGCCACAGUAUACGUCGAGAAGAUUUUUUAAUUUUUCGUCAUUAGUUUUACAAUAUCUAAUUCCGUUCUCAGUUAUAUCAUUCAGCUACUAUAAAGUAUGGGCUGUUCUUGCACGUCGUUCAUUACCGGGACGUACACGAAUACGUGAAGAAAUUGAACUUUGUCGUAAAAAGCGCACAAAUCGAAUGUUAAUUGCUAUGGUCGUUAUAUUUGCUAUAUGUUGGUUACCCUUGAAUAUCGUUCAUAUGGUUGCAGAAUUUCAUCGCUCCGACUUAAGUCAUUAUAAAGUUUUAUUCUUAAGUACACACGUCAUUGCCAUGUCAUCGACAGUCUAUAAUCCAUUUUUAUACUCAUGGUUAAAUGAUAAUUUUCGUAAGGAAUUUCAACAAAUUAUACCUUGUUUAUUUAAAAUAUGCCCAUGUUUCAAUCAAAAUAGCUUAAAUAAUACUAUCAAUACGAUAGGCGAUGGUGAAAUGUAUAAUGAUCGCCCGAAUACAUACCGUGCGCCAACAGAAUCAACAACAGAUGGAAACUCCAAUGGUUUUACAGUGAAAAAAACAACUUUAGAAAAUAUUCCAUUAGCAUCAAUCAAACAAAGUCCAUCUAUAGAAGAACCAUUAAUUACGUCAAACAAUCCAACAGCAAUUAAUACUAAUUUUCAUAAUGUAUAA